Molecule: messenger RNA, 1509 nt
Organism: Cladocopium goreaui
Lineage: Eukaryota; Dinophyceae; Suessiales; Symbiodiniaceae
Source: the annotation of a GenBank genome assembly
AAGAGUACCAGGACAGCAAGGAUUUCAACCAUUCCUGGAAGCAUCUUCGAACUGGCAUCGUUGUAUGGAAAGAUGCCAUUGAUUUGUCAGCAAGGCCAGGUGCCAAGGCAUUCUUCCACUACACGGAGGAACUACCUUUCAGGAACAUCACGGCCCUUGAGAAAGAAGCUGCAGAGGUAUGGGCCUCACUGAAAACAGAGGGAGAAACUGCAAACGCCUGGUGGGGGCGUGUACAGCGUCCCUAAAUCUCCCGAGCGAUGGGCAGACCGAAUGGAACUCUUAGAUAACAAUUUUGGAAAUAUGAUGAGGCGAGAUGUGGAACUUCAUGGUGAAGACUAUGUGAGGAGAGUGUAUCCACCACGUGCAUCGUUCUGCAUUCCUUUGCUCAUCGACCCAGAGAAUGCCUACGACAUUUCAGUGAGGCCAACGCCUGAGAUGGAGGCAGCAGGAAAGCCACCGGGCACGAAUCUCGCUGACAAGCUGUUGAAUGAGCCCGGGCAGCCCGAGCGCUGCUGUGUGGUUCUCCGGGUGGCUGGGGAGGAGGGAGUUACCAAUGCUCGAGCUCGCCUCUUACAUGCUCUCCGAGCACGUGCAGCGGCUGCUCACAGUCCUGGGCUCAAGAUUGAUGCCAAGGCGCGUUUGGGGGAUGCUCUGCUGAAGCGAGGCUACUUCCCGGAAAGCAAGAUCCUGCUAACAGAAGUUCUGGAGGCCCGUGAGCACACCCUCGGUGCGGACCAUCCUGACACAUUGCUCUCAGUCAACAAUUUGGCAAAUUGCCUCAAUGCCAGGGGCCAGCUGAAAGAUGCAGAAGCGCUCCUCAGGAGAGCUUUGGAGGCCCGUGAGCACACCCUGGGUGCCGAGCAUCCUCAAACAUUGCUCUCAGUCAACAAUUUGGCAAAUUGCCUCCAGGCCAGGGGCCAGCUGAAAGAUGCAGAAGCGCCCCUCAGGAGAGCUUUGGAGGCCCGUGAGCACACCCUCGGUGCGGACCAUCCUGACACAUUGCUCUCAGUCAACAAUUUGGCAAAUUGCCUCCAGGCCAGGGGCCGGCUGAAAGAUGCAGAAGCGCUCCUCAGGAGAGCUUUGGAGGCCCGUGAGCACACCCUCGGUGCGGACCAUCCUGACACAUUGCUCUCAGUCAACAAUUUGGCAAAUUGCCUCAAUGCCGGGGGCCAGCUGAAAGAUGCAGAAGCGCUCUUCAGGAGAGCUUUGGAGGCCCGUGAGCACACCCUCGGCCAGGGCCAGCUGAAAGAUGCAGAAGCGCUCCUCAGGAGAGCUUUGGAGGCCCGUGAGCACACCCUCGGUGCGGACCAUCCUGACACAUUGCUCUCAGUCAACAAUUUGGCAAAUUGCCUCAAUGCCAGGGGCCUGCUGAAAGAUGCAGAAGCGCUCUUCAGGAGAGCUUUGGAGGCCGGUGAGCGCACCCUCGGCGCCGAGCAUCCUCGCACAUUGGUUUUUGCCAAAAACUAUGCAGGUUGCUCAAGGGCCAGCGGUACUUGUAUCAUUUUGUAG